AUGUAUGGUUGUGAUCAUGUUUGGCAACUUCUUUCCUCUCCUUCUAAAGAUUCUAUUUGUAAAGCAUAUUUUUUAGCGUUAAAAGUUAUUCAAUUUUACAAAAUAUUUAAAGGUCGAUGUUACAAAUCUUCACGCAAAGUUUUUCAAAAAUGUUUUGUGUGUCAUGAUAUCCUUAAAAGAUCAUUAUUAUGUCUUCAAUGUUCUCAUAUUGGAUGUUGGAGAAGAAAACACUCAGAAAUUCAUGCGAAAACUCAAAAUCAUAUCUUUGCUAUUGACAUAUUUAGUGGCUAUUUAUAUUGUUUUUCAUGUCAUGAUUUUAUUUAUGAUCCAAUUUUUGAGAAAAUAUAUAUUCUAGUAAAGCGAAAAUUAAACAUGAAAUCAUCCAAUAUUAAAAAUUCGAUAUGUUUAUCAAAUAAAGGAUUAGAAAUAUCUAUUGAAAAUCAUGAUUAUUUAGAUAACGAUGAUGUACAAGCUAUAUGUUGUGGUGACGGUUUAAGAGGUAUACAAAAUAUGGGAGCUACAUGUUUUAUGAAUGUAGUUAUACAAUGUUUGGUUCAUAAUCCUAUUUUUCGUAAUUAUUUUUUGAGUGAUGGUCAUGUGAUAAAAAAUUGUUUACAGGAUAAUUGUAGUUGUUGUGCUAUGGAUACUGUAAUUGCGGAAUUUUUUUCUAAAAAAGAUUUUUCUAUACCUUUUGGACCUUCUUCGUUUUUAGAAAUCAUGUGGAAACUUUCUAAGGAAUUAAAAGGAUAUGUUGAGCAAGAUGCGCACGAAUUUUUUGUGUGUUUAAUGAGUCAGAUUCAUAAUCAUUCUGGUUCCAAAAUAGAUACAACAUGCACUUGUAUUGCUCAUAAAACAUUUUCUGGGAUACUUCAAAGUGAUGUUACGUGUUCAUCAUGUGGAAAUGUAACUUCUACUAUGGAUCCUAUUAUGGACGUUAGUCUUGAGUUAAAAAUUAAGUCUAUAGUUGAUGUUGAGUCAUCGUCUAGUGGACAUUUAGUUAAAAGUCUUCAAGAAUGUCUUCAAAGAUUUACAUCUCCUGAAAAUUUGUCUAAUAAUGAAUAUAAAUGCUCAAAAUGUUUAUCUGUUUCUGAGAAAGCUAUGAAACAAUUAAAAUUUAAACGGAUUCCUUUAGUUAUAUGUUUUCAAUUGAAGCGUUUUGAGCAUUCAUCUACUCCGACAAAAAUUGAUACACAUGUUAAUUUUUCUUUUCAGCUUGAUAUGUUUCCGUAUAUUGCUCGGAGUAAUUAUAUGGAUUGUUAUAAAGAUGAUUGUAUUUAUGAUCUUUUAUCUGUUAUUUGUCAUCAAGGGCAGAUUAAUACUGGUCAUUAUACUAGUUUUGCUCGAUCAAAUGAUAAUUGGUUUCAAUUUGAUGAUACAACUAUUUUUAUUACUAAUGAAAAAACUGUUUUGUCAAGCAAUGCAUAUUUAUUAUUUUAUAUUCGGCAAAAUCUUAGUUAUCAAUUAUAG
Molecule: messenger RNA, 1467 nt
Organism: Pneumocystis jirovecii RU7
Lineage: Eukaryota; Fungi; Ascomycota; Pneumocystomycetes; Pneumocystales; Pneumocystaceae
Exons: 11
Coding region: 1-1467 (488 amino acids)
Biological process (GO): protein deubiquitination
Molecular function (GO): cysteine-type deubiquitinase activity; zinc ion binding
Source: RefSeq, a predicted model, not a curated record